Cladophialophora bantiana CBS 173.52 is the source of this 1401-nucleotide messenger RNA. RefSeq lists its product as uncharacterized. The record is from RefSeq and is a predicted model, not a curated record. Gene Ontology annotation, molecular function: carbohydrate:proton symporter activity. Gene Ontology annotation, biological process: carbohydrate transport; transmembrane transport. Lineage: Eukaryota; Fungi; Ascomycota; Eurotiomycetes; Chaetothyriales; Herpotrichiellaceae. The coding region runs from base 1 to 1401 and encodes 466 amino acids. The transcript has 4 exons. Gene Ontology annotation, cellular component: membrane.
AUGGAUACCAAGACAUACGACAUCACGCACUCGGAAGACGUCGCGGCCGGACGGCAGCAACAGCACGAAUAUGGCGACGUUCAGGGCACCGCACGCAUACACGCAUCGCGCAUGGAAGAGGCUCUUCUGCAAGAGAAGCCGAGACCACUGCGCAAGAGUUUCCUGAAACUGUAUGCCUGUAUCUUCGUGGCAUAUUUAUGUUCGGCGACCAACGGUUUUGAUGCAAACACAUUUGGCGGGCUGUCCGCGAUGCCACCGUUCAUCGACUUCUUCGGCAUCAAUUCCAACAACCAAGGCUUGAUUGCGGCACUGUAUGUCAUUGGCAAUGUGGCUGGCUCUUUUUUCGCCGGACCAUGCUCGGACAAAUACGGCCGGAGGGUGGGUAUGGCCAUCGGCUCAACCGUCUGCAUCGUCGGCACUAUUCUGCAAGCAGCUGCCCAAAACCUCGCGACACUCGAGGGUGGAAGGUUCAUUCUUGGAAUGGGCGCUGUCCUCGUGCAGACCGCUGGUCCAAGCUAUGUCGUCGAAAUGGCAUACCCGAAGUAUCGUGGACAGCUCACAGGCGGCUUUCAAGCUUGUUUCUUCCUGGGCACCAUUAUCUCGACGUGGCUCGAGUAUGGACUGUACUACAUCAACACCAAGUCGUCGUAUAUAUGGCGACUCCCCCUGGCGGUGCAGGGCCUCCCGUCCAUAAUCAUCCUUUGCUGCGUCUGGUUCAUUCCGGAGACGCCUCGAUGGCUCCUAGCUCACGACCGAAUCGAAGAGGCGAAAGCCGUGCUUGUGAAGUACCACGGCGACGGCGACCGGGACUCGGUUGUCGUGCGGGUCGAGCUCGAAGAGAUGAUGGAGGUCAUCCGCAUGGACGGCGCCGACAAGCGCUUCUGGGAUUUCCGCGAACUCUUCAACACGAGGGCCGCACGAUAUCGCACGUUCCUGGUCACCUGCAUCGCCUGGUUUGGUCAACUCGAUCUCCCACCGACGAGCUACUACUUCCCGCUCAUGGCGAAGACGGCUGGCAUCACCAGCGUGCACACGCAACUAUUGCUGAAUGCGCUUCAGACGCCCAUCAUGAUGGUCGCGGCUCUCUGUGGCCUGCGGUUCGUCGAGAAGCUGGGUCGUCGCAAGGUCUUGAUGGUUUCUAGUGCUGGCAUGUCCGCAUCGGUCGCGAUCAUCACUGCCUGCACCGCCAACCAGGCAGGGAAGCCAGCGGUGGGCGCCACUGGCGUGGCAUUCCUCUACGUCUUUCUCGUCGUCUUUGCCUUUGCGUGGACGCCGAUGCAGUCGCUCUACCCAGCUGAAGUCCUGACAUUUACCGCACGGGCCAAAGGCAAGUCCCUCACUCCAUUCCAUUCACCUCUCGCCUUUCUCGCGCCACAUUUUCUCUCUACUCUGCAAGGCUGA